UAUUAAAAAUGGCGGCGGACGGUGACGAAGUGAUAAGUGAUCAGGAAAAAGUUAGAAUUGUAUCAGAUUUUAUUCUCCAUUCACCACCUGGUGAGUUCAACGAGGUAUUUAACGAUGUCAGAGUCCUUCUGAACAACGAUAGUCUUUUGAAGGAAGGUGCCAGCGGUGCAUUUGCGUCAUACAACAAGGACCAGCUCACGCCCGUUCGCCUAGAAGGCUCCGAACUCCAUACAUUAAUAACCGAUCAUAAUGAGCUCGGCGGCGGUAGAUUCUUCGAUCCACGCUCUAAACGUUCGUUUAAGUACGAUCACUUGCGCAAGGAGGCGUCCGAAUAUGAACCGUAUGAGCCAGAUAGAGUAGCGGAGCCCUGGCGGGCUGCACUCGACGAAGAGCUGACGGCGUACGUGGCCGCUCACUACAAACACGGUUCUAGCUUAGUAGUGGGUCGGGCGCUCGAGUCUGGAGCGGUUUCACUCGUCGCAUGUAUCGAAGAUCACCAAUUCCAGCCGAAGAACUAUUGGAACGGUAGAUGGCGUUCUCUGUGGUCGCUCACCGUCGGCAGCGGCCCCGCGGAACUGCGGGGUAUGCUCCGCGUGCAGGUGCAUUACUACGAAGACGGGAAUGUGCAGUUGGUUAGCUCUAAGGAGGUGCGAGCGCCUCUCGUGGCUACAGGGGAGGCGGCGACCGCCAAGGAGUUCGUCCGUGUUGUGUGUGAUGCAGAGAAUGCAUACCAGACGGCUAUCUCGGACAACUACAAGACAAUGAGUGACACAACCUUCAAGGCUCUCCGGCGACAGCUGCCGGUGACCCGCAGCAAGAUCGACUGGGCGCGGCUGGUCUCCUAUACGAUCGGUAAGGAGCUGAAGAGCCAAUGAUGUCCUGCCGCUGCGCUCUGAGCCGCAGCGGCUGCUCCAUGCCUCUGUACAUAUUCGCGUAAGAAUCUUGUUCAAAUGUAUAUGGUCACCGGGGGUGUCCUGUCUCCCGGCGCGUAUUUAUCUAUGAAUAUAUAGAGAUAUCGCUAUCUUAACUGUUGAAUUUUAUUGCGUUUUGUUACUCUCCGUAUAGAAGGGUUACUGGCAAGCAUGCAGCACUUUAAAUUGGCCCAUGAUUGGAUUACAAUUAUGUUUUUGGGCAACAAUCAAUCAACUGUCCAUUUUCGUUGGUAGCACUGUACAGGAUACGUCGUAUGUAGGUGUGGAACUGCUUAGAGCAGUAUCUCAUUAGCUCUGUAGGACUGACUGAGACAUUACGUCUGAAAUUCAUUAAUUUAUUUCCUUUCCAAGAAUGAUUGAUUGUUGUGUAAGCAAUAUAAAGUUAUUUGAUUGAAAAAUAUGCAUGUCAAUUAAAAAAAGUUAAAUGAAAUCUAUUUUAUUUAUUGUCAUAAUGUAUGAUUGAUCAUACAUGUAGAAUACUCGGGGACAGUCUCUCCACAUCCACACCGUUGCAUGUAGAGUGAUCAGUAUUAUUUACAUUGUCAUUGAGUAUUGCUUGCAUAACCAUGUUAUGUGUAAACAGGACUGGACGGGCAAGGUCCCAAAUGGUGCAUUUAAAUUGUAGUUAAUUUAAUGAAUUGUCCACGUAGCUUUAACGCGACGUUUAUGAGCAUAUAGCACAAUAUAUUCAUGAAUAUUAUAAUACAAUUUGUAAACAGAGAUACUAUGUAAUGCGGAGUGUUGCUCAAACGUUUGGUAUGUUGAAACAGAGGAGAAACGAAGUUACUGUCCAUACAUUAUGGCUAGAGAAUGCGAGUGGUAAUGUAACAAUUUUUUUUUAUAUAAUAUAAUAAUUAUUAGCUUCUAUAAGUUUAUUUUGUAAUUAUUAUAAUUAUUUUUAAUAAAGAACAUACAUUAAAAAUUAAAGU
Achroia grisella is the source of this 1861-nucleotide messenger RNA. It is a transcript of the gene cpa, whose product is annotated as F-actin-capping protein subunit alpha. The transcript has a single exon. NCBI's taxonomy places the organism in Eukaryota, Metazoa, Arthropoda, Insecta, Lepidoptera, Pyralidae. Bases 9 to 875 code for a protein of 288 amino acids. Gene Ontology annotation, cellular component: actin cortical patch; F-actin capping protein complex. Gene Ontology annotation, biological process: actin cytoskeleton organization; barbed-end actin filament capping. Gene Ontology annotation, molecular function: actin filament binding. The record is from RefSeq and is a predicted model, not a curated record.